Molecule: messenger RNA, 2126 nt
Organism: Trachymyrmex cornetzi
Lineage: Eukaryota; Metazoa; Arthropoda; Insecta; Hymenoptera; Formicidae
Gene: ash2
Product: set1/Ash2 histone methyltransferase complex subunit ASH2
Exons: 11
Coding region: 78-1796 (572 amino acids)
Cellular component (GO): Set1C/COMPASS complex
Molecular function (GO): protein binding; transcription cis-regulatory region binding
Source: RefSeq, a predicted model, not a curated record
CUGUUGUGUCUUGUGCCGGAAGGCUUGCUCGGGUACAUUAUAGAGUUUAUUGACAAAGUGGAGUGAUUUAUGAAACAAUGGCAGAAGAAAAAAGUGACAGUCCAAGCGAUAAGUCAGAUCAGACGGAGGCUGUUGAGGAAAAGAAAAUAAAGCCUGAUGACAAGAAGCAAAAAUCUAAGCAGGAUGAAACAGCGGAGAAAACCAGCGUACAAAGUAACAACAAUGAAAGUAGCAAUUGUUAUUGCGGCAAAGAAAGGAAUCUGAACAUUGUUGAAUUGCUUUGCGCUAGCUGCUCUCGUUGGUUCCAUGAAUCCUGUAUUGGAUAUCAGUUGGGAAAACUGGUACCGUUUAUGGUGAACUAUAUAUUUGUAUGUAAGAAUUGUUCGCCGACUGGAUUGGAAAGCUUUAAGAAGACACAGGCACCAUUUCCUCAGAUGUGCGUGACAGCAAUCGCAAAUCUACUGCAGAUGUGUCAAAAAGAGAAUGGACAGAAAACUCUUUUCCACAAGGACAAAGAUAUCAUACCAUUUAUUGAUUGUCAUUGGGAGAGCAUGACUACAAUGCCUCGCAGAGCCACUCAGUCCUGGCAUGCUACGAUACAUAGAGCAUUGCUUAAAGACAUUGGGACGUUGUUUACGAUGGACGAGAGUACGUCUGAGGGUCAACUGUUUGGAUUGGCUAGCUCCGAACUCACGUCAAUUAAACCGAAUUAUGAACAAAUGAUCAAGAAUGGUCACCUUCGAGCAACAGAGAUGGGAAUACAGCAUGUUGUGCCACUUAGCGGAGGAUUGCGAGGUCGCAACGCCAAGCGAAAGCUCCCAGGUGAAGCAGCGGGCACGGGUUCUGGAAAAAAGGGUAGAGGAUCCGACAUGACCACCCCUAAACUGCCGGCUCAUGGUUAUCCGCUCGAGCAUCCCUUCAACAAGGAUGGUUACAGAUACAUUUUGGCAGAGCCAGAUCCACAUGCGCCUUUCCGACAGGAGUUCGACGAAAGCAGUGAUUGGGCUGGUAAACCUAUACCCGGCUGGCUCUAUCGCGCUCUUAGCCCGAGUACGGUCUUGCUUGCAUUGCACGAUCGUGCGCCGCAACUCAAAGUGGCUGAGGACAGAUUAGCGGUUACUGGAGAAAAAGGAUAUUGUAUGAUUAGAGCCACGCAUAAUGUAAGCAGGGGGACUUGGUAUUGGGAAGCCACUAUUGAAGAGAUGCCAGAGGGAUCUGCUACGAGACUCGGAUGGGGACAAGAAUAUGCAAACUUACAAGCUCCACUUGGCUAUGACAAAUUUGGUUACUCAUGGAGAUCCAGAAAAGGAACACGAUUUCACGAAAGCCGUGGCAAGCAUUACAGCGACAGUUAUGGUGAGGGUGAUACCUUGGGCUUCCUUAUAGUUCUCCCAGAUACACAUGAUGCAUCACACAUUCCGAAUACUUAUAAAGACAGACCUUUAGUAAAGUUCAAGAGCCACUUAUAUUACGAGGAAAAAGAUCAAGUACAGGAAACCUUAAAAGCUCUACGGCCUUUAGAUGGCAGCAAAAUUAUAUAUUACAAAAACGGAAUCAACCAAGGUGAUGCCUUUAUAGACAUCAACAAGGGCGCGUACUAUCCAGGGAUUUCAUUAUACAAGAGCGCGAUGGUUUCUGUGAAUUUUGGACCGAAUUUUAAAUAUCCUCCAACGGAUGUUACAUUUAGAGGCAUGCACGAGAAGGCGGAGGAAGCGAUAGCCGAGCAGUCAAUGGCGGACAUACUCUAUCUUACCGAAAAUGAAGGCAAAUUAAGACUGGAUACAUUCGUAUUGUGACAUUAGUGCAUCUUUUUAUUUUUGUCAUUUACGUUAUACAUUAUGCAGUUACGAUUGCAGGGAUGGACACAACAAUACAUGGAGCCAAAACAAAAAAAGAAAAUAAAUUAUGAGAAAUUUAAUUUCUAUUUAUGUGAAUAUGUGCAUACUUACUAAAAGCUCUGGUCUUUUUAGUAUAUAGUGAAAUAAAUUCAGAGAAAUGAUGAUGGAGAAAGCGUUAAAUAUCAUCAAUUAAAAUUUUGUGCUUCAUUGUAUUGUUGAACCAAAACCUUGCAACUAAUAAAAGAUCGAGUGCAACAAUAGUUGAGAAGACGAUUCAAAUAUUUUUUG